CAAACAUCCUAUUUUUGUUAGAUUAUGAUAAUGAAAUACUCAUAUUAAUGAAAUAUCCAUCAAACAUUUCAAAAGGUAACCUCGAUCCACCCAAAAACAAGCUUUUAAUCGCCGCUCGGAGCCCGUUUCCGAAGAAAACAAUUAUCUAGGUCAUUAUGCAAAUUCGCCCUGAGCUGACCGGAGGUGACGUAUUACUAGGGACACAAUGAGGAUAUAGGAACUGGGUCAGUCUAUUCAACGUGUUCAAUGCAUGUCAAGUUGAACAAUGAGCGACACAGAUUCCACAAUAUCUUCGGAUCUGAGUGACUUUGAUGUCUGGCCAGAGUGUGAAGAAGGUGCCGAAGGUACAGAAGAGAACGUGGAGGAAGGCGAUUGGGCAAUUCAGCCAUACAUGUUCGAACCAGAGGCGGAGGAGGAAGAGGAACAUUCCGACGCUGCUGAUGAAGAAAUGGCUGGUGAUGACGGAGCCGGAGCGGCUCUCGUUGAUCACACAGUUGUGGAAAACUGGUGCACCUGUGGCUCCUGCCAAGUUCUACCUACAAGGGGCGAGUGUGUUUGUUGUCGGCAGGUCGCAGAGUUCGGAGAGAAGAUGGAGGGGCUGGAGUGUUUCACACGCCAUGAAGACUUUGCCAACGCCUGCCUGAAUAGGACAGUUUUAGAAAUUGCCUGGUUGCAGUAUCGACAGCAGUAUGGCAAGCAAGCCUACGAUGGGCCACUCUUUAAAAAGUUGCGACAUGUUGCCUACAGGCAAGUUGUCAGGUGGACCUACGGUUACCUCGGGAAAGACAUUCGGGUCGUGAUCCCUUCCUGUGUUGUUUGUAACAUUCGUGCUGUGUUCCCUGCUCCUGGACUGGAGGAAGAUGCCUAUUAUCAGGGAUUUGUUGAUGGACAGUAAUGGCAGGAUUGUAAAAUUUGUGAAUUACCAUGCAGAAUUAAUAUAAA
This is a messenger RNA of Lineus longissimus, 942 nucleotides long. RefSeq lists its product as uncharacterized. The record is from RefSeq and is a predicted model, not a curated record. The coding region runs from base 266 to 895 and encodes 209 amino acids. The transcript is spliced from 2 exons. Lineage: Eukaryota; Metazoa; Nemertea; Pilidiophora; Heteronemertea; Lineidae.